UUUUCCCGUCACGCAUUGCUGCUAGUCCCAUCAGACAAAAUGGCAGCUGUGUGGUCAGCUAACCUCGUUCUUUCAAUAUUAUUGGCCAUUAAUUUAUUAACUGUUCAGUUUGUGAGCUGUAACAAUGGUAGAAGGACAGGAGAUGGACUUGACACCGACACGGGUUUCUCUAUAACUGUAGAGCAUUCAUUCGAACUAGAUGAUUCUCCACGGUUCAGAGAGCGGGGAGUUAUGGUUCUGAAGGGGGGCAGGGAGACGACAGUCUCUCUCUCUCAAGCCCAGCUGUCAGAGGAGGACAGAAACAUGCUCAAGGAGGUGGCAGCAGUGGACGGGCUGUACAGGAUCAGAGUGCCCAGGAUGUCCUUGCAGGCGGACAGACAGACUGACCGGCAAAGCGACGGCUUCCUCUCUGCUUUCGUCCGAGCGUGCUCAAUGGUGGAGUCCCACCUCAGUGAUGUCAUCACGCUCCACACUGACGUAAUGGGUUACCUCAUCGGGGUCUCCAUCGUGACCAUACCGGGGGCGUGCCACGGGGCGGAGGUGGAGGACGAAGUCGACCUGGAAGCGUUCAACACCACGCUGAGCAUCAUGGGACCCGUGAACGCCCCCGCGCCUGAGACGGCCCUCUUCAUCGAGCGCAUGGAGCAGGAAAUGGAGAAGAAGGGGAAGAACCCCCAGGAGCAGAAGUCCUUCUUUGCCAAAUACUGGUAUUUGAUUCUGGGAGGCGCAGUGUUCCUCAUGGCCACCAGUUCGGCACAGCCCCCAGCAGGGGGAGACAGAGAGCAGAACUGAUUCCCAUUUAUUUCAAUGGAUGUACAUCGUGCCCCUGGUUCUCUUCCUGAUGAUGUCAGGAGCUCAAGAUCAGACAGGGGGCGGGGCCGGAGGCGGAGCGGGCAAUGGCGGAGGCCGAUGAAAACUCCUCCCCCACCAAUAGUAGUUCAGGGCUCAGACACCACCCAGUUGUACAUAUUGAGAUCGCGAAAUGUCGCGCAGUUCAAUUGAGUCAAAACUCUAAUAAAAUGCUAAUAAAAUUAAUUAACAUGGA
Anguilla anguilla (European eel) is the source of this 1045-nucleotide messenger RNA. RefSeq names its product ER membrane protein complex subunit 10 (gene emc10). The record is from RefSeq and is a predicted model, not a curated record. The coding region runs from base 40 to 792 and encodes 250 amino acids. Lineage: Eukaryota; Metazoa; Chordata; Actinopteri; Anguilliformes; Anguillidae. Gene Ontology annotation, cellular component: EMC complex. The transcript is spliced from 8 exons.